AUGAAAUUAUGCGCUCUAGCCGAUAUCGUCACCAAGUUGAUGUUAAAGAAUCGGACCUACGAGUGGGAACAGGAGAUCCAAAAUUUACCUCGGCAGCUGGAAAGUGUCUCCGUUGAGGAACUAUUGCAGAAUGAGAUAUUCACCCGAACGUCCAGCGAAGGGGAGUUGAAGUUGUUGGUCAGCAUAGCGAACAAGACUGCAUAUCACGGUAUCAAAACUUACUAUGGUCGUUGUUGA
Molecule: messenger RNA, 237 nt
Organism: Penicillium arizonense
Lineage: Eukaryota; Fungi; Ascomycota; Eurotiomycetes; Eurotiales; Aspergillaceae
Exons: 2
Coding region: 1-237 (78 amino acids)
Source: RefSeq, a predicted model, not a curated record